This is a messenger RNA of Annulohypoxylon maeteangense, 1672 nucleotides long. RefSeq names its product cyclin. The transcript has 2 exons. Gene Ontology annotation, biological process: mitotic cell cycle phase transition; regulation of cyclin-dependent protein serine/threonine kinase activity. The record is from RefSeq and is a predicted model, not a curated record. The coding region runs from base 357 to 1589 and encodes 410 amino acids. NCBI's taxonomy places the organism in Eukaryota, Fungi, Ascomycota, Sordariomycetes, Xylariales, Hypoxylaceae. Gene Ontology annotation, molecular function: cyclin-dependent protein serine/threonine kinase regulator activity. Gene Ontology annotation, cellular component: nucleus; cyclin-dependent protein kinase holoenzyme complex; centrosome.
CCUCUUUUUAACGGCCGCCUCUCCGGCCCUCUUUCACCUCACCAUUCCGCCGUCUUUCCGUAGCCAUUCGGCCACAGUCAUUCAUUAAUUUUUUAUUUUACUGCAUUUAUUUGCAUACAGUUCAUCACGCUCUUUAAUAUAGUAAUAAUUGUGUUGUUCGUUCAGCUGGAAUAAUACGCUCUUUCGGAUUUCUACCUGCAACGACCACCCUAAUACGCUCUCUCAGUACCAAGAUUCCUGGAGAACCUAAUCGUCACUCUUUUAAAGAACACAUCCAAGUUCUUAACGAAUACCGCGAUAUCACUCAUACCGAAAUCUCGAACACCUUGAACCCCUUGAACCAUCUCACCGUCAAUAUGGCAUACUCAACCUCAGGAGAUUGUGGCUUCUUCGUCGAGUCUGACGAGCCUCGUCAACCUCGGAUCAGCGUGAAGGAUGCGGCAAAGAUGUUGGCACGUAACAGACAAGAAAUGAUUGCCAACGAGUUGUCCCGUCUGGCCGGUGAUGAAUAUCUGGAGGAUAUAAUGCAGCAUAUGAGGCACAUGGAGGACGAGACGUUGCCGGAUGCUAAUCUAAUUGAUAUGCAACGGGAGAUCCAGUGGUUCAUGAGACCUUACCUGAUCGACUUCUUGAUCGAGGCCCAUGCAGCCUUCGCACUUCUUCCCGAGACCCUGUUUCUGACUGUCAAUCUGUUAGACCGAUACUGUUCUAAGCGAGUAGUCUACAAGCAGCACUACCAACUAGUCGGAUGUGCGGCCCUUCUCAUCGCUGCCAAGUAUGGCGACAAGAAGGAUCGUGUGCCCCAGAUCAACGAGCUAAACAACAUGUGCUGUGGAUUGUACGACUCCGGAAUGUUCACUCAGAUGGAGAUGCACGUCCUCAACACACUUGAAUGGACUAUCGGACACCCUACUGUUGACUUCUUCACCCAGUUGAUCGUUGCCGAGGAGGCCGAUGACCGAGAGGUCGAGCAUAUGGCCGCUUACCUAUGCGAGAUUGCCUUGUAUCACCGAGACUUCGUUUCCACCAAGCCCUCGAUCAUGGCGCGUGCCUCGCUCGCCCUCGCUCGUGCGAUACUAGGACGACCGGAGGUCAACGAUGGAGAAUGGGACCACUUGGAGAACGUCACCGUCCUCGCCCUAUCUCAACACUUGCACCAACCGUCAGUUACAUUGUCAAGAAAGUAUUCGUCGCAACACCUAUCUCGCGUUUCCGGAAAGCUUGCCGAGUUCCUCGCCCAACAGGCAGCCAUUGCCCGUCGAGCACAAGGUCCCCCGUCUCCCCCAGCAGAGUCCUCUCUGUCGGCUCACUCUAGCAUUUACAGCACUCCCCAGAAAGGACACGGUGCCGCUAUGGGUGUCGCAGAUGGAUAUCUCACACCGCCCAUCACCCCCGACGGAGUUAACUUCGGCGUUGCGGAUCCGAUGAACAAGUAUGUUCCGCCUCGAUGCCCAGUUACUCCCACGCCGCAGCCUCCCAGCAUGACCGGGUAUUCUCAACAACAAACACAACAACAUCAACAUCAACAACACACGCAGCAAUACUCUGGCUACUCGUACGAUGAAUACAGUGGCCCGAUGGUCUCGUAAUGAUCCUGAUGACCCGGCCCAACACUUCUACAGAUUCAACGUAGAUUCACUCAAUAUAACUCUUAACAUAUGAACGACACCAA